AUGGCAGUUCAAGCUCAAUACCCUUCAAAUAUCCUCUUUCUAAACAGAAACUCACAAGAAGGGCAUGAUUAUUCCUUACAAGCACAGCCAGGAGGAUAUCUUGAUCAAUCCCACAUGCUAUUCAACAAUGGAGGAGGAGCAGUCAAUAAUACUACCAAUCAGCGCAAAAGAGGAAGAGAAACUUCAGCUGCCACUGAAAUCUCACCUUCAAUCCUUCCUUUCUCUCUGCAACAACAAUCCCAACCUCCUCCUCCUCAGCUCAUCGACCUCUCCCAACUCCACAGCCACAACCACAACCACAACAAUCCCAAUGUGGUCUCCACCGGCCUCCGUUUAUCCUUUGGAGACCAACAACAACAACAGCAACAGCAGCAGCAAUUUCAACAGCAUCACAAUCAACAACAACAACAACACCACUCUUCAGCUUUGUUCUCUGUUUUAACAGAGGACUUUGCUACCCAAAUCAAACACCAGCGGGACGAAUUAGACCAAUUCCUUCAAGCCCAGGGGGAGCAACUACAGCGCACAUUAGCAGAGAAACGGCAGAGGCACUACCGUGCGCUACUGAGCGCAGCGGAGGAAUCAAUAGCUCGUAGGUUGAGAGAGAAAGAGGUGGAGGUUGAGAAGGCCACGCGUAGAAAUGCCGAGUUGGAAGCACGCGCUGCGCAACUUAGCGUGGACGCCCAGGUUUGGCAGGCUAAGGCCCGGGCACAACAGGCCACUGCUGCGACCCUACAGGCCCAACUACAGCAGGCUAUGAUGAGCGGCGGGUUUGUGGCGGCUCAGGAUAGCAGGAGAGGGGACGAUGGAGUAGCAUCCUCGGCGGGCGUAGAGGGCCAAGCUGAGGACGCCGAGUCGGCAUACAUUGACCCGGAACGAGUGACCAUGUCUGCCCCGAGUUGUAAAGCGUGUCGAAAACGGGUCGCCUCGGUGGUUAUACUGCCGUGCCGGCACUUAUGCCUCUGUACAGAGUGUGACCAAAUGGUUCAGGCCUGCCCAUUGUGCCUCUGCAUGAGAAAUUCAAGUGUAGAAGUCUUUCUUUCUUAG
This is a messenger RNA of Prunus armeniaca (apricot), 1047 nucleotides long. NCBI's taxonomy places the organism in Eukaryota, Viridiplantae, Streptophyta, Magnoliopsida, Rosales, Rosaceae. The record is from the annotation of a GenBank genome assembly.